AUAGAACGAGUGAUUGUUUUCUUAUUUGUUUCUGUGUUGGUUUCUUUGUUGUUUUUGCGUGAGAUACAAUGGGAGGAAUAUUAAGGAUUUUAUAUGUAUUUGGAAAUUCUGCAAUGGUUGGUUUGUAUCGAACUAACAAACGCGUUUUCGUGUCGUUCUCUAAACGCAAUCUUAAUCUAAUUAUCGGAGCUACGUUAAUCUAAUAUUAAACCAAAUAAGUUGGGUAUGAGAAUGAGUGAGUGGGUGAGAGGAUGAGGGAGAGGUAACGUUUGAUAAAUGAUAAGAUACAGUACCGUUCGCGUUCACUAUCAGCGACAAAAUACAAUUGAUAUUGGCUCUUCAAUUCAUCCAACAAUUAAAUCAAGUGCACGCACACAAAUUCUCUCCACUUUUGACGCAUCUUUCACUGUCAAAACUGAAACAAUUAUGGAUUGAACGUUAAUUAAGUGAACCAACUGUGUGUACGAUCCACGUGAAGACGGGAACUUGGGGAGUAUCGAAAAAUAAAGGGGGUAAAUAACCGGGAGACAACAUGGAGCACGCGGAUUUGAUUUCGGAGAUGCCUCACAUCGAGCAAAUGCCAACUCCCGAGAGGCUUGUCCUUGCCAAAAGGCGGAGGACCCAGCAGCUCAAGAUCUGGCAGCAAAGGGAGAAGGAGUACUUCAAGAAGCCACUGAAGAUGCACAAAUCCAACAAGCGCAGCAUCUACUUCAACGACAGCGUUGUGCUUUUGGAGGCGGCAACUAGGAAUGAUAUCGACGAAGUUAGGAGAUUGCUGAUGAAGGGUGUGAAUCCAGAUUCGUGUAAUGAAGAUGGAUUGACUGCUUUACACCAGUGCUGUAUAGAUAACAACGAAUCGAUGCUGCUGCUGCUCCUGGAGUACGGGGCGAAUGCCAACAGCGAAGACAGCGAAAAGUGGACGCCACUCCACGCUGCAGCGACUUGUGGACAUCUCAAAUUAGUCAGGAUAUUAAUAGCUCGAGGUGCGAAUUUGCUGGCGGUGAAUGCGGAUGGGAACAUGCCCUAUGAUAUUUGCGAGGAUGAGCAGGCCCUAGAUUACAUCGAAAGUGAGAUGUCGAAGCGCGGCGUGACCCAGGAAUUGAUUGACGAUACCAGAGCACACACCGAGAAGAAGAUGUUAACAGAUCUACAGAGGGUCGCAGCUUCCAACGGGGACCUCGAGGUCCACGACACCCAAGGCGCCACACCCCUUCACAUCGCUGCAGCUAAUGGAUAUACGUCGGUCGUGGAAUUUUUGUUGGACCAUAACGUGAAUACUGAUGUCAAGGAUCGGGACGAUUGGAGGCCUGCACAUGCGGCCGCCUGCUGGGGUCAUUUAGAGGUGUUGGAAUUGCUCGUCCAGUCCGGGGCCGAUUUGACCGCCAUAAACAAACAUGAGGAGACGCCAGCAGAUAUAUGCGAGGAUCCGGAACUGAAGGACCGCAUCGUGCAGCUGAAACUCGAGCAGGAGACGAAGAGGCAAGCCGAGGCGCAUAAAAGGACGAAGGUGCGGCGGUCCCAAAGCAGCAACACAAGGACUCAAUCUGUGAGAAGGACAUCCCUCCGGGAUAAGGGCUUGACGGCACGGAGGGAUGCGGUGGAGGAAGCUCGACUCCGGCACCAGGCGGAAAAGGGAUUGAACUUGGAGGGAACCAGCGUUACCUCUAACGGGGUCCAAAAUGGCAUGUCGAACAAUAACAACAACAGCAGCAGCGGUGAUCAGAACAACGAGAGGUUGAAGCCGAGCGACGGGAACGCGCUGCAGGUGCAGGAGCGCAAGGACCCCGAUGGCAAGGAUGACGACAGACAGACGGAGGAGAUGAUCGAAUGCCAAAACGAGAAGACUUACACGACAGACGUGAAUGGUAAAGUGACUGUGGUGCAUGUCGUAGUUACAAUAAACGGAAAUGGAACGUUGGCAGAUUUGAAAAAGCAACGGAUGCAAAUACGCAACAGUAGCGCAACGGACGUGAACUCCCUGAAUUCCCCAGUGAGCACGAUUUCCGAUGGGGAUUCAAUGGUGAGCCAACAGGCAACGAACGCCGACAUCGUCAAGUUCACCACAGACGAGAUCGUCGGCGCAGAAAAGCCGAGGAAAUGCUGUGUUAUCCAAUGAUCCAAUGAUUAUCAGUAUUUUCGGUUUCUCUUCCUAUAUACAUAUAUAUCAUUAUUAUUAUCCACUCGGCGAUGUUAUCCAUAUGAAAAGUUUAAGUCUGAAUACUAUUCCUUUAUUUUCUUCCCCCUUUUUGUUUUAAAUAAUAAAAUACCCUCUUUUAUUUUUCUUUUACCUACAUAUUAAGAAAGCAGCAUCAUCGUACAUUUUUAAUAGCACCUAAUCUAUAAAAAAAAUCAUUUCUUUUAGAUGUAAAUUAACACAUUCCAAGAAUGUGAUAAA
Molecule: messenger RNA, 2395 nt
Organism: Nicrophorus vespilloides
Lineage: Eukaryota; Metazoa; Arthropoda; Insecta; Coleoptera; Silphidae
Gene: MYPT-75D
Product: protein phosphatase 1 regulatory inhibitor subunit 16B
Exons: 8
Coding region: 533-2116 (527 amino acids)
Cellular component (GO): cytoplasm
Molecular function (GO): phosphatase regulator activity; enzyme inhibitor activity; protein binding
Source: RefSeq, a predicted model, not a curated record